GGCUUUUUCAGCUCAAUGCGGUAGUGGUCUGCAAAAAAAGUCACGCAAAAUGGCUCUCAAUCUGACUGUCAAGUUGCAUCCUGUUGUAUUAUUUCAGAUUAUUGACUCUUAUGAGCGUCGUAAUCCUGAUGCACAGAGAGUAAUUGGAACGUUGCUUGGCACAUCAGAUAAAAAUGGUGUAGAAGUGACCAACUGCUUUUGUGUGCCUCACAAUGAAUCAGAAGAAGAAGUGGCUGUGGAAUUGGACUUUGCCAAGGAUAUGUAUGACCUGCAUCGUAAAGUUAAUCCCCAAGAAAGCAUUGUAGGUUGGUGGGCAACUGGUACUGGAGUCACAUCUCACUCUGCUCUUAUUCAUGAGUACUACUCCAGAGAGUCCUCCAAUCCUGUUCACAUUACAGUGGACACCACAUUGCAAGAUACCCGUAUGGGAAUCAAAGCUUAUGUCAGUGUCCCAAUGGGUAUCACAGGCAAAACUAUGGGAUGCAUGUUUGCUCCUGUUUCUGUUGAGAUAGCAUGCUAUGACCCAGAAACUAUUGGAUUAAAUGCCUGCCAGAAAACCAAAACCUCGGUUAAACGUCAAGCGGGCAUCGCUUCGGAUCUUACUCAGAUUGUUGAAGCCUCGCAGCAGAUGGAAAACAUGCUGGACACUAUCUUGGCUUAUGUUGACGACGUAAUGAGUGGCUCCAAAACGGCUGACAACACGUUUGGUCGUUCUCUAUUAGAUAUGGUUCAUUCGGUACCUAAAAUGACACCCGACGAAUUUGAAGAGAUGCUUAAUUCAAACCGAAAGGAUUUAUUGAUGGUAUUAUAUCUAUCACAACUUACCAAGACUCAACUGUCGCUGAACGAAAAACUCACAUUGUUGACAAUUUAAUUCAGAACGUUGAUAUAAAAAAUAAAAAUGAACAUCUCCCAAUUAAAAAA
This is a messenger RNA of Daphnia pulicaria, 924 nucleotides long. RefSeq names its product eukaryotic translation initiation factor 3 subunit F-like (gene eIF3f1). The transcript is spliced from 5 exons. Gene Ontology annotation, cellular component: eukaryotic translation initiation factor 3 complex, eIF3m. Lineage: Eukaryota; Metazoa; Arthropoda; Branchiopoda; Diplostraca; Daphniidae. The record is from RefSeq and is a predicted model, not a curated record. Gene Ontology annotation, molecular function: translation initiation factor binding; metallopeptidase activity; translation initiation factor activity. The coding region runs from base 50 to 874 and encodes 274 amino acids. Gene Ontology annotation, biological process: translational initiation.